This is a messenger RNA of Clonostachys byssicola, 651 nucleotides long. Lineage: Eukaryota; Fungi; Ascomycota; Sordariomycetes; Hypocreales; Bionectriaceae. The record is from the annotation of a GenBank genome assembly.
AUGAUUCGAUCAACGCAAAUAUCCCGGCUGGACGGCCUGAUGCUCUGCGCCUCCGUCGACGAAGAACAAGCCGAAGGCUCCCUCAACGAGGUCAAGAACCAGGUCCGCCAGGUCCUCCGCAAGCUCACCCGCAACUCCGAGUCCCAGGCCUCGGUCGACUGCGCCGGCUCCUUCACCCUCCACUACCUCAUCGAGUCCGACAUCGUCUUCAUCACCAUCUGCGACCACUCCUACCCGCGCAAGCUCGCCUUCACCUACCUCUCCGACCUCAGCCGCGAGUUCACCACCGUCUACCCCCUCCAGCAGGUCCACUCCCCCAGCCUCAGGCCCUACGCCUUCAUGGAGUUCGACAACUUCAUCUCAAAGACAAAGGCCGUCUACGCCGACUCCCGCGCCAGCCAGAACCUCGACCAGCUCAACGACGAGCUGCGCGACGUCACCAAGAUCAUGACCAAGAACAUCGAGGACCUGCUGUACCGCGGGGACAGCCUCGAGCGCAUGGGCGAGAUCAGCAGCCGCCUCCGCGACGACAGCAAGAAGUACCGACGCGCGGCCGUGCGCAUCAACUGGGAGCUGAUGUUAAAGCAGUACGGGCCCUUUGCCGGGCUGGGGCUCAUCGUGCUCAUCUUCAUAUGGUGGAGGUUCUUCUAA